Messenger RNA from Strongylocentrotus purpuratus (purple sea urchin), 994 nucleotides. RefSeq names its product ornithine decarboxylase antizyme 1 (gene oaz1). Gene Ontology annotation, biological process: positive regulation of protein catabolic process. NCBI's taxonomy places the organism in Eukaryota, Metazoa, Echinodermata, Echinoidea, Camarodonta, Strongylocentrotidae. The record is from RefSeq and is marked reviewed. Gene Ontology annotation, cellular component: cytoplasm; nucleus. Gene Ontology annotation, molecular function: ornithine decarboxylase inhibitor activity.
AAUAUUUGUCAAACUUGUUAUUGUGCCUUGUUUUGUGGUUGCGUCGAAGUCCCUUCUAAAGUCAAAAGCCAGCUGCAUUUCCAGAAGUCUCCAUCUCACUGCGUUAAGUUUCUAUUUUCAGUGACAAGAAAUCAUUAUUAAUGGUGUUAUCAAUUGAUAAAGCCUCUAAAUUGGACUUAAAUUUCAGUAGACAUGAAGAAAAAACGUCGCAAAAUAGUGAACUUGAUAGUUCCAACGUCAACGUCAUCAAAAUGUCCGUCGACCGCGAAGCACUGGAGGCAGGAAAGAGUUAUCUCUUCACCCUCGGUAGGGCGCCUCAGCAGUGCUCCUGAUGUCACUUCAGGGUCAGACAAUAGUCUUAUCCUUAAGAGUGUCACUGAGGAAGAUGAAAGACCAGGCCUCUUGGCUUCGGCAUUCUUCAAGAAAAGCAAAGCAGGAGGAGGAGGGCCCAGUGACACUAACUACAUCCGCUUCCUCCAUCAUUUGACGGAUAAUUUGUUGGUGAAGUGGGAGUCUAUAUUGCUGGAAUCUCGUUUGUACAUCCAGUUACCAGAGACCAGUUUGCAUCAAGGAGGAAGAGACAGCCUGGUGGAGCUUCUAGAUAUAGCUGAGGAACAGUUAGGAUGUAGUCAAGUCAUCAUCAUGUUUGCCAGGGAAAGAUCUGAUGUUGCUCAGUUGAUGAGAAAUUUCAAGUUUCUUGGAUUUGAAACACUUCCUCCUGGUCACCAGUGGUUACCACCGGCUACAGACCAGUUCUUUAUGGCAUAUAACAUCUAGUCUCAAACCCAACAACAUUGAGUCUCCACCCUAAGACUAGACUAGACUAGGCUAUCAUGGCCUGCAUGUCAGUCAGUCUCCUAGGUAGCCUAAGAGAAAGGACAAUCCUGGUACCCUGUAGCCAGUGUGUACAAAACCUCCUGGAAUGUGUUAUCUCAUUUUAGACCAUCGCAAUACUAACAAAUUAUAUUUCGCUGGUUUGUUGCUAUGGGUGAAA